Messenger RNA from Pecten maximus, 1404 nucleotides. RefSeq lists its product as uncharacterized. Gene Ontology annotation, biological process: carbohydrate metabolic process. The transcript has 2 exons. The coding region runs from base 1 to 1404 and encodes 467 amino acids. Lineage: Eukaryota; Metazoa; Mollusca; Bivalvia; Pectinida; Pectinidae. The record is from RefSeq and is a predicted model, not a curated record.
AUGUACUACGAGCGUGGAUUCGAACUGGCCGUACACAGUGUGACUCAUUCGGGCAUUGAUACAUACACAAAGUUACUCCAAGAAGCUCGUGAUCAACGGAACAACAUUGCUAAUUUGGCUGGUGUCCCUAUUGACGAGAUUGUCGGAUGGAGGAGUCCUAACUUGAUUACAGCAGGUGACGGACAGGCAGCAAUUGCCGAGGAACAGUGUCACCAAGGUGUUAACUGCCUUCUACCGGACUGUUUCUGUAGUAGAUUAGAACAUCCUAUGGACCGGAAUGACAUCCCUCAAAUGGUGUAUUUUGGAUUUGAUGAUGCAUUGAAUCCGGAGAGUAUUCAACACUACGAUUUUCUCUUUGGACGUAACCGAACCAACCCCAACGGCUGUCCAAUAAGCGCCUCCUUAUACAUUUCACAUAAAAACACGAAAUACGGCAUCGCAAAAAUGUACUACGACCAUGGAUUCGAACUGGCCGUACACAGUGUGACUCAUACAAACAUUGAUACAUACACAAAGGUUCUUCAAGAAGCUCGUGACCAACGGAACAACAUUGCUAAUUUGGCUGGUGUCCCUAUUGACGAGAUUGUCGGAUGGAGGAGUCCUAAUUUGGCUACGGCAGGUGACGGACAGGCAGCCGCUCUCCAAUCCCUCGGGUACAAGUAUGACAUUUCAUGGCCUUAUAGAAAACUUCGAAUGAACGAUAAGAACUUGUGGCCACUUACAUUAGAUUAUGGUUGCCAGAUUUCAAAAGAAUGCCCUAAGCAAAAACAUAAAGGAUUUUGGGAGAUCCCGGUGAAUCCCGUUACAUGGAAAGAUGAACAAUUUUGUGUCUACACUGAUGGUUGUUACAAGCGACCUAAUAACACCGAGGAAGCUUAUAAUUUCAUCAUAGAUAACUUUAACAGGCAUUACCAAGGCAACCGCGCACCAUUCGGAAUACAUAUGCACAUGGGUUGGUUUUUUCAGCCAUAUACAAGGACAGGUAUGGACAGGGCAAUCCAGGACAUGCUGAAGAAUGAAGAUGUAUACAUUAUAACUGCCAAGCAAGUACUGCAGUGGAUGAAGCAUCCAACCAAAUUAUCUGGGAUGAACCAUUUUGAAUACUGGAAUUGUGACGGAAAAACGAUGAUACCCGGACAUAGAGAUGGAACUUUUCCGGGAAUUUAUAUGAUGGAAGACUCGGAUGUAAAUGAUAGACUUUCCCCUAAAGAUAAUACAGGGAUGGUUAAUUCACCAAAUCGAUAUAACGAAGGAAAACAACUAUUGACAGUUCUUUUACUUGCGGUUGUGCUCGCCUGCCUAUCUGUUGGAAUAGUGUAUUGGUUGUUAACAAAGAGAGGUAAAAACUAUACACCACUGCGGUAUAAUUUGGUUGUCGACGAGUACAAGGACAGGACAGUUUAG